This is a messenger RNA of Adineta ricciae, 549 nucleotides long. Lineage: Eukaryota; Metazoa; Rotifera; Eurotatoria; Adinetida; Adinetidae. The record is from the annotation of a GenBank genome assembly.
AUGCUUUGGCUUCCAAUACCAUUCACGAUAAGAAUCGUCUCGAAUAUAAUUUACAGAAAAACUAAAACAUCUACAAAUAUACGUUUAGAUGGUCCUCAAUAUGAUGACACUAUUAGUAUUGGAAGCAGUACUGGUGGAAUGUCAUCAAUAAAAUGGUUAAAAGGAGAUUUGAAUUUAAUUAUUCCAACUGAACAAAUAUACUUUGGUUGUGGUUAUCUCACAUUCGUUGGCGGUAGAUUGAAGACUGGAAAUUCAUUGUUAGAUUCAAAAUCUAUUAUUGGUUGUACAGUUGAUAGUCCUGAGAAAAAUAGUGGUUGGCUUAUAAUGCCAAUACGUACAAUGAAAGAAACAGAUGAAAGAUCUUUGGGAGCAUUAUUAACAACUGCAAUAAAUUCUAAUAAUUCAGAAUAUCUACCAUCUGAUUCCUAUGAAACUUUAUUAAACUGGGUUAAAGAUAAUCUACAUUCAGAUUUUUAUAUAAGUUUAAAAUCAACAAACGUCUGUAGUCCAUUUGUGAUGACUGUCGAUGUAGAAACAACGAAUCAGUGA